GCAUCGUCGCUGGCGAUUGCUAUGUCAUGCGCUUUCGCUUCAUUUUGGAUUAUUGAACGGCUGGUAACGGAUUACCGGUUGAGCAAAGUUGACGGAGUUCGAGCCUCUAUCCUUGGUGGCAACCCAAUCACUUCAUUCUUCUUCUUCUUCAAGGGCGCCUACAUGCACUCACAAAACCGACUCUUGGAAUAUUAUUUCAGCAUGUUCGAUAGCGCUGACCCUUCCUGCCCCAGUGCCGUCGAAAUAACUAUCAUGGGCCGCCGAUCCAUAGUGACCAUUGACCCAGAACAUAUUAAGGCGGUUCUCGCCACGAAUUUUACGCACUUCGGUAAGGGUGAACGCUUCCACUCGACUUGGGAGCCAUUUCUUGGUGAUAGCAUCUUCACUACAGAUGGACAGCUGUGGCAACAGAGUAGGACCUUGAUCCGACCAAUGUUUCUGAAACAAAAGAUUCGAGACAUGGACAUUGUCGAAAGAUGGAGCGAUGUGAUGAUUUCGAAAAUACCUGCCUCGGGACAGACAGUUGAUAUCAGCGACUUGUUUUAUCGCAUGACGCUUGAUGCUACGACUGACUAUCUGUUGGGCCACAGCGUCGAAAGUCUUGAGAACCCUAAAGGUGAAUUCUCAAAAGCUUUCACAUACGUCCAACGGAAACAGAUGCUUCUCACACUCCUCGCGCCUGUGCGUAGCUUCAUACCCAAAGGCGAAUAUAAGAGGGGCAUUAAGGUCCUCGAAGCCUUCAUUCAGCCUUUUAUCGAAGCAACUUUGGCUCUUGUUCCCGAAGAACUGGAAAAGAUAUCCAAGUCAGACAAAGAAUUCACGUUUCUGCAUCAAAUUGCCCUCUUUUCGCGAGACCCCAAAGUCAUCCGGGAUCAGAUCAUGGCGGUUCUGCUGGCGGGAAGAGACACCACUGCAGCGACUCUAUCGUGGGCACUUUACGAGCUAUCUAACUAUCCUGAGACUUGGUACAAGCUGCGGAGUCAUGUUUUGCAGAAAGUCGGGCCAGACGCAGUGCCAACAUACGAAGACAUCAAGGACUUGACGUACCUUACUCAUACACUCUACGAGACGAUGAGACUGUAUCCCGCAGUUCCGUUUAACAUCAGAACAUGCCUUGAGAACUCAACACUGCCAGGCCAACCAGGUCAACCCGACAUUGCCACGCUUAAAGGCGAUCACAUCAUCUAUAGUACUCUGGCUAUGCAGCGUCAUAAGGAGCUUUACCCUCCAGUAUCCGAGACAUUCGCCGAUCCAGCAAUCUUUAGUCCUGAGCGAUGGGACCAUUGGACGCCCAAGCCGUGGCAGUUUGUGCCUUUUAACGGCGGGCCUCGAAUCUGCAUUGGACAGAAUUUUGCCAUGACGGAGAUGGCAUUUAUGAUGAUCCGUCUACUGCAAAAAUACGAGAGGAUUGAAUACAGAGGAGAUUGGGCGGCGCAGUAUCUCAAGGCAGAUAUCGUGGGGUGCCCUGGGCAAGGAGUGCCGAUUGCGCUGUACGAGGCAGAAAAGCGGUAUUGAACGAAGGAAAGCCUGGAAUCAAGAGCAGCAGUCCAGGGUACCAAACACGAAUAGGAGAUUGUUUUGGCGCUGUUCACAAGGGGGUGAAGGAUAGCGCAUGUGUACCUGGAUAAAGGGGGUCGAAACAUGAUGGCUACAUGAGACGAGCUGUUUAUGUAUGCCGAUUUAUAAUGAUGAUAAUCCAUCUGAAGCCCAAUGUCCAAUUAAUCCUCUUCACAUCAAUGCUUAG
Trichoderma asperellum CBS 433.97 is the source of this 1744-nucleotide messenger RNA. RefSeq lists its product as uncharacterized. NCBI's taxonomy places the organism in Eukaryota, Fungi, Ascomycota, Sordariomycetes, Hypocreales, Hypocreaceae. Gene Ontology annotation, molecular function: oxidoreductase activity, acting on paired donors, with incorporation or reduction of molecular oxygen; iron ion binding; heme binding. The record is from RefSeq and is a predicted model, not a curated record.